UAUAAUAUCAAGUUUGUCCGAACGCUUCCAUCAGGCCGUGCAGUUGCGCCUUGGUUCAUCGGUAUGAAGUGGCGCCUAUUAUGUAAACCUCACCCAACGAAUAUACGGAUCGGAGAAUAAGCAAAGACACGGUGUUAUCUCACUUUUGAUUCUCCCGUCUCUUUUCAUUACCGCUUAUCCUCUGCAACGAUUCAGAGAAACAGUGAAGAGGAAAUACGAAAUAGAGAGAACAAAACCUAGAUCAAAGCAAGCUCCUUCAGAUCUCUCUGUUCUCAGAGAAGGGCAAAUCGGAGCCUGGGUUGAUUAAACCCUAAUCCAUUGUUAUCAUCAUCGGUUACCCUCUGCAACAAAUUACAGAAACGGCGAAAAGGAAAAUCAGAAAUAGAGAGAACAAACCCUAGUUCAAAGCCACCUCCCUCAGAUCCCUCUGUUCUCAGAAAGGGGCAAAUCGGAGCCUAAGGCUGCCUUAACCCGAAUCCAUUGUUAUACAACUGUUGUUGCAGAGGGAGAAUAUGCCUUCACUGAAGAUCGAGACGGGGCACCAGGAUGUGGUCCAUGACGUAGCCAUGGACUACUAUGGGAAGCGCUUGGCAACUGCUUCAUCUGAUGCCACAAUCAAGAUCAUCGGUGUGGCUGCCUCAUCGCAGCAGCACCUCGCCACCCUCAGCGGUCACCAGGGGCCCGUUUGGCAGGUUGCGUGGGCACACCCGAAGUUCGGCUCCCUCCUCGCCUCCUGCUCCUAUGACAGCAAGGUGGUCAUCUGGAAGGAAGGCACGAAGGAAGGCACCUCCAACGGCUGGUUGCAAUUUUAUGUGUUCUCUGAUCACAAGGCUUCUGUGAAUUCCAUUGCAUGGGCACCGCACGAGCUUGGACUCUGCCUUGCAUGUGGCUCCUCCGACGGAACGAUCUCGGUACUGUCAGCAGGCCCUGACGGUUCAUGGGAAGCCACCCGCAUUGACCAGGCGCACCCAGUUGGCGUCACCUCAGUCUCGUGGGCUCCCGCCAUCCUCCCUGGUUCUCUUGUGGGCCCCAAUUCGGGCGGCGAGAUUGUCCAAAAGCUAGCAUCCUGUGGCUGUGAUAACACAGUGAAGAUUUGGAAGCUUUACAAUGGGACUUGGAGGAUGGACUGCUUUCCGGCGUUGCAGAUGCAUGUGGACUGGGUGAGGGACGUGGCAUGGGCCCCGAACUUGGGGCUGCCAAAGUCCACUAUCGCGAGUGCAUCACAGGAUGGGACUGUGGUGAUUUGGACAGUGGGGAAGGAAGGGGAGAAGUGGGAAGGCAAGGUUUUGAAGGACUUUAAGACGCCUGUGUGGAGGGUUUCGUGGUCAUUGACAGGGAACCUUCUUGCUGUUGCUGAUGGUAACAACAAUGUUACACUUUGGAAGGAGGCGGUAGAUGGGGAGUGGCUGCAGGUCACCGCUGUGGAGCCCUAGAUCAAGGGAUAUAAACGUCUCAUGGACGCAUACCUCGAGGAUGUCAAACAAGCUAGCCGAUCUCCAAUUGAAGCCUCUUUCUUCGAUUUGGAUGACAGAGGGACCACGGUGUAGCACUGCGUGGCCGGCCAUUUGUUGUUUGCUUAGGAUCACAGACUCUCGGUGUAAAGGGGCAAUACGAGAAGCCCAUUUUUUGUAAUCUCAUUGUAUACUUUGAAUAACAUUGGACAUAUCUAUAUGAUCAUUUUGUAUAGGGUUGGUUGACCUAUUUUUUAUGAAGAGUCCUAGCAUGGAGGGACUCUCGGCUCAAACACUCCAUGUAAAAAUUUAUAGUUGCAAUACAGUUAACUUUAUCGAAAAAAAAGGAUACUCGUGCGCAACUUUCCAUUAGGGGAACAAUGUCUUGGGAAAAUUUGAGUUUCGACAGUCCCCAUUUUUACUAUUUCCAAACGGGUGAAAAUCACAAUAAAGAGGAAAGUUGUGUACUUUCUACUGUUAUCAAACGCCACCUUAACUACUCAAUAAGGUGGAUCUUCUUGAGAGCCUUACUGCUCUUGGCUGCCCAAUUUUAUGGCCUCAUACUCCCCAAUUGCAGAUCAAUUCAUUGCUAUGGGCAUCAUAGGCUGAGCAUCCUCCCCCACCCUUUCCUUCAAACUUGAAAUUUUUAUAGGCAGUAGGCCCUGAACUGAUAAGCAAUAGAAAUCCUUUAUUAUUUGGUCAGAAGUCGUGGUGCUCAAGUUCUUCAUUAUUGGCUCUUGCAAGCCCUGCUUCCCCUAGGAAAGUUACCUAGUUUCAUUACUUCAGUUCUCUGGUCAUUUGAUUGCCAAAUCCUUUGAAGGGCGGCUUCAUGUAAUAUUCUUGAUCAUGUCAUUUGACUUUUUUUUGCAUUACUGCAACAUUCAUAAACUCUUGCAUGCAUGCAUACAUGAUAAUCUGAAUCACUAUGCUUAAAAAAUCGUAUAUUGUAUCGACGUAUAUGAUGUUCUUUGUCCUCUUCUGUUAAAUUUUAUUCAGUAGUCGAGUCUUCUGACAUUGAACUUCGAGAAGUUUUGCUUGUAUUAGUUUUGUAAUGAUGACCUUAUAUUUCACACUCUACUAGAAAUUCUUUUGUUGAUUGUCGAAUGUUGUGAUUUUAUUUGGUUCUUUAGAAUGAAUGCUCUUGUAUGCUAUGCAUGUGUGUGUGUGCAUGUGAUAUGUGCAUUUCAUUGUGUCAGUUAUAUAGGAACCAAACUAGAAAGUGUAUAUGUGCUCAGCACAUUCAUCCAAGCGACAAUCAGACACCUAAAUUUGCGUAUUAGAAUUACACAUUUUUGUUUGCGGGUCUUAGAUAUUUUCAGUUUGCUUUUAAGAUAUUGAGAUAAGGAACACAGGGUUUUCAUUCUGUUUCUUGGUAUAUGUCGAGC
Messenger RNA from Amborella trichopoda, 2836 nucleotides. The record is from RefSeq and is a predicted model, not a curated record. NCBI's taxonomy places the organism in Eukaryota, Viridiplantae, Streptophyta, Magnoliopsida, Amborellales, Amborellaceae.